This is a messenger RNA of Zingiber officinale, 1545 nucleotides long. Its product is annotated as polyprenol reductase 1-like. Gene Ontology annotation, molecular function: 3-oxo-5-alpha-steroid 4-dehydrogenase activity. NCBI's taxonomy places the organism in Eukaryota, Viridiplantae, Streptophyta, Magnoliopsida, Zingiberales, Zingiberaceae. The record is from RefSeq and is a predicted model, not a curated record. Bases 333 to 1352 code for a protein of 339 amino acids. Gene Ontology annotation, biological process: dolichol-linked oligosaccharide biosynthetic process; polyprenol catabolic process. Gene Ontology annotation, cellular component: endoplasmic reticulum. The transcript is spliced from 6 exons.
UCACGCACCUCUUCCCGAUCUUUCUAUCGUGUUUGCAGAAUCUCGUGCGCCACAGCGGUCGCCGCCGCCGCCUUUCCGGGAGCGUUUCCUCCUUUUCUCGCUUCGUCGCUGGAUCACAACACAUUCCCAUCUCUCUCGCCUUGUAGCCGCAGCAGCACAUCGUAUGCCGCCUCACCUUCCAGUCGCCGCCGUCCAUCAGAAAUUCCCCGCGGCCCGCCGCUCUCUUACUCUCAGGAGCAGAGGCGAAGAAAGCCCUCUCCCUCCGUCUCGUUCUAGUCUGAGCAGGGGCUUUCACUUGCCCUAUCCUCUAGUGCAGCAACUGCUCGUCCGCUAUGCUACCACUGGGAUUCACCGUCGUGCUACGGUUCGCAUGGAUUGCAGCAACUCUUCCCAUCCUACUCGCCUCGCUUCCGAUCCGCCCCCUUGGCUUCCUCCAUCGAAUGCUCAUUGGUUUUGCUGCCAGAGGAAAAAUCAUGAAAAAUUCGACCUCUAGAUUCACCCUUCCACAGAAAUAUUUCUUGCAUUUUUAUUUGGUGGCUCUGGGUUUGACAACAUUCCUAGCAUUCUCUAUCUGGUUCUAUGCCUACGAGAAAAUGCUACCCUUAGCUUCUGAAUCAUUUGGGUAUGAAACAACUGCUAGUUACUUGACUGGAGGUGCACAUAUCUUCUCGUUUAACAAAGCUCCAUUGGUAAAUUUUGAACUUAAGCAUCAGGUGUGGAGGACUGUGUUUGUGCUUUUGUUGAUGGACUUUCAAGUCUUGAGACGUGCUUAUGAGACAGUAUAUGUCUUUAACUAUAGUCCAUUAGCACGAAUGCACUUCUUUGGAUAUUUAGCUGGGUUGUUCUUUUAUACGGUGGCACCAAUAUCUCUUGGGAUCUCAUGUGCACCUGAGGCUUUAACUUAUGCACGCGAUCAGAUACUUGAGUUGAUAUUGAAAGGCAAGGAACAAAUGCCGAAUAUACAGAUUGACUGGGUGUUAGUGUUUAAGCCUUUUAUCUAUCUCGAAUGGCAGCAAUGGAUAGGUGCAGUAAUCUUUUUUUGGGGUUGGCUACACCAACACUAUUGCCAUACAAUUCUUGGUUCAUUGCGUCGAAACCGCCGAGCUGAUGAGUAUGUGAUCCCCCACGGCGAUUGGUUCGCAUAUGUUUCAUGUCCCCAUUACCUAGCUGAAAUUAUUAUAUACUUGGGGAUUUUGGUCGCCAGCGGAGGAUCCGACAUAACGAUAUGGCUUCUUUUUCUGUUCGUGGUAUCGAACUUGGCAUUCGCAGCAGCUGAAACACAUAGAUGGUACCAUGAGAAGUUUGACGACUAUCCAAAAGAUCGACGAGCUUUCAUUCCAUUCAUUUACUAAAAGAGACCCCUGAUAACUUAAGAAGUUAGAGAUAAUCAAUAAACUUUCCCCAUUGUAGAAUAGUUGUGUUAUUUCACACGUUAUAAGUUUAUGGCUGGAGCACAAAUAAAACAAGAUCUGUAACUAAGAUCAUAAAUGAGUUUGAGAACAGUGUAAAUAUGAAUUUUUCACUGGAUUUGGAUUUGUUAUUUGA